GGAGGUAGACUGUUGGAAAAGAAAGUGACGCCUACGUGACACACAAGGGUUGGACAUGACGAGAAGGGGGAAAAGGCCAGAGAGAAGAGAAGAAGCUCCAGAAGACGUCUGGCUUUACUGCUGUUUCAAACUGGAAUAUUUCUUACAAUGGCAAGCGCUUUAAAGGUGUUGCGGUGUUUUGGGCCAUAAUUCUUCUCACUGAGGUGAACUGCGCUGCACUUUAACCUCUGAGAAAGUCAACACAGAGCAGAAGACCUCUGAGUCAACUGUGCUGUCUGUCUCGGGUUUAGAAAGGUGUUAUGGAUCUACAGUAUUUCCUGUGCUGGAGAGUUGCCCCACUGUUUCUCUUGAUGCCAUGUGGGCUCCAUUGUAUGUCAGUGCACAUCCUCAAUGAAGAGCCGGUGUAUGUAAUCCCCGCAUCCAGCCUGGAUCUGAAAGCCCAGAUCAAGCGUGGACACCUGGAAGACAUCUCCACAAUAACCUGGGAACACGAGCCUGAAACGGGGUUUAAUAUUGAGAGAGCGACACUGGCCACGUGCUCUGGCAGGAGUCUCAAGUGUGCUGGUACGAGGCCAAAUGUCCGUGUGAGCACCGAGCAGCAGGAGACGACACUCCAGAUUAAUGGAUACACCACAGCGGACAGCGGCGUGUACACUCUGACUGUGACAGAUCGCCAAGGAGCCAACACCUCCACACAAUGCAUCGUCAGGGAAUACGAGGCAGUCCACCACGUCUCCGUCAGCAUUAACGUGUCCCACUCCUUGCUUGUUUGUACCGAGGCC
Molecule: messenger RNA, 782 nt
Organism: Neolamprologus brichardi
Lineage: Eukaryota; Metazoa; Chordata; Actinopteri; Cichliformes; Cichlidae
Source: RefSeq, a predicted model, not a curated record